Epithele typhae is the source of this 1035-nucleotide messenger RNA. RefSeq lists its product as uncharacterized. The coding region runs from base 1 to 1035 and encodes 344 amino acids. Gene Ontology annotation, cellular component: cytoplasm; nucleus. Lineage: Eukaryota; Fungi; Basidiomycota; Agaricomycetes; Polyporales; Epitheliaceae. The record is from RefSeq and is a predicted model, not a curated record. Gene Ontology annotation, biological process: microtubule-based process. The transcript is spliced from 5 exons.
AUGGCCCAGAGCGGAGACAGGGCGGAGUUCAGCUAUGGCGAUCCCUUCACGCCCGCCAGGUCUCGCAAGAAACGGAAGAAUCGCCAGGCCCCCGCCCCCCCCGCCGUCCUCCUCGAGAGGACCGCGGAGGAACUGGCGGAGACCGAUUGGCUGCGAGACACCCUCGACGCGAUACGCGACGCCCUCCAACAGGCAUUUCCACCGCCAGUCCCCGCUGGGCCCGUAUCUCCUCCCGUCCUCUGCCUCGGGCUCGGGUCUCCCGCCGCGUCGCGUGAUGCCCGCGCCCAGCUCGCGCUCCUCCUCGCUGCCUCCGACGACCUCUCCAUAGCGCCCGUGUCCGUGUCCGUCUACGAUCCCGUCUUCACCGACGAGGACCACCAGCUUCUGGCGGAGCGCCGCCUGACCCCCCUCCCCGAGUCUGAGGACAUCGAGGCGCGAUACAGGCUGCGAUCCCCCACGAUCGCGUACAUGCCCCACUGCGACCUGCACCUGUACGAGAACCUGCUCCGUGAAAACUGGUCGCCGGAGCGGCUCCCAAACGUCCUCCUUAUCGCGAACCGCCUGGGGGACUAUGCCGAAAAGUGCGUUCGCACGCGCCCGCCCAAUAUCGCCCGCCGCUCACUUACGCUCCUCGCUCCCCCUCGCUCCCCGCCCCCCGCUCGGCCCUCCCCGUCGCGCGCCCCGUGCACCCGUCGCCACCACGCGGGCCGCGGACCCUCCCCCGCGCCCACGCGCCCUGCGUCGUGCGCGCUCGCGAACAAACCUGCCCUCUCCUCGCGGCGCUCGCCUUCGGCCGUCGCGGACCCGACGACCUCGCACCACGCCCGCCCGCCAGUGCCCCUCCUGACGACGCGCCCGUUGGCGCCCUGCGCCGCGUUCCCCACCGCGUUCAACAACCUCGCGCUCCAGCACGCGCCGAGGCUGGCGCUCGACGCGCAGGCGCCCGAUUGGUGGGCCCUCCCCGCACGACCAGCGGGGCACCCGAGGGACGCCACGCCACGCCGGUCGCGGAACGCGCGGGAGGGCGAUCGGUGA